AUGACUAAGGAUGCUGAUUCUGAGCGGAUGCGGAAAGAGUUACUGCAGGAUAUUCGGGUGGAGUUAAACAAAUUCGAAGGUAGAAAGGAACAAGAGAAGCGACCAGACCCUUUCAACUUCGAAGGGGAUGGAAAGUCUAGUAGGAAUGGUGCAAAACCAAAGGGACAGGUUGAGCCAAAUUUGAAUCAGGAUUCGAGGACAGAGGCACCAGUAGAAGCUAACGGACUACAGGUACAGCCUAGCGAGAGGGAGAGAGCUUUAGAAGCGCAGGUCAAGGAUUUACAACAGAAAGUGGAGAUGCUUUUGAGUCAAUCUGAGGGGGCCAAAGGUGGAAACGGAGAUAGUGGUUCGGAGAACGGAAACUUGGCAGGCAGACAUGGAAGUAGCGAACGAUAUGCGGGAUCUGAAAGCAGCGGUAAAUACGCGAAUCGACAGGGGAAAACUGAGGCGACAACAAGGCAGUCCCCAAGCAGCCAUAGCUCGAGGCAAAAAGAACUAGAUAGGAACGUAGCUCUCGGAAAUGAAGUGAAUGACAGGGACAGACAAAAGCUUGAAAGGUGCGGUUACUAUCAACAAGAUGACAGGAAUCCAGGAAUAACAGAUGAUCGGGUUAUGCAGAGGGAGAAUCGUUUUUCCCAAGGAAACGAAAGAAAUGGGAGUUGGGACAGGCAGCGUAAUCGGUUAGAUAGUUACAGGACCCGUGAUGAGCGAGCGAUGCGUCGAAGCGAUGGAACUUUCUUCGUCGGGAACAGACAGCUUCAGCGGGAACGGGAACAAGAACAGUAUAGAAUGAGAGAACCGUGGAGAGAUGAUAUAACACACGAUACAGAAGCGGAUAUGGGUAGAAACGAGUAUCGGGAUCAGCGAAGAAGUGAGAGGAUGCGUAAUGAACGGUGGGGAAAUCCGUACGAUGGGAAUCAGUCCGACAGAUCGUGGAGACAGCAGCGAGGCGGGUAUAGAGAGGCCGAUCAGCGUCGUUCGGGAGAGAAUGCAACACGACAUUGGAAUCGUCGACCAGACGAGUCUCCGAGACCGUUCGCUGGGGGAGAACCGCAGAUGGUAUUCAGCUCGGAUGAAUUUUCGGAAGAUGAGAGAAGGUGGAACAGGAGAGAACAGGAGCCGGUGCGUAACGUUAGAAGAAUCAACGAAGCUGAGAUUCGGGACGCAGACCGUAGGAUGGAGAAGUGGCACGUGAGCUUCAGUGGCGAUGCGCGAAGCAGGUCUCUAGAGGAUUUCCUGCUAAAGGUUCGUCGACUUGCGAAAAUGGAUAGGAUCGCCGACGACGUCCUCAUGCAGAGGAUACACACCAUUCUGCGAGGAGAGGCGUACGACUGGUACCUGUGUUACGCUGACGAGUUCAACGAUUGGAAGCAGUUUGAGGAGAGGAUCCGGUAUAUGUAUGGUAACCCAAAUAAGGAUCAAGGGAAUCGCCAGAAGAUUUAUGAAAGGAAGCAGAGUCGCAAUGAAACUUUUCUAAGUUUCAAAAUGGAAAUUGAGCGGCUCAAUAAGCUUCUUAGCACUCCCUUAGAUCCACAGCGAAUCUUUGAAGUUAUUUGGGAUAACAUGCGGCCCCAUUACCGAUCGAAAUUGGCCUGUAAAACUGUGGACAGUUUACGUAAACUGGAGUACUACGCGUAUAGAAUCGAUGCUAACGAUCCGGUUUUUAGAAAUGCUCGAGAGGGACCGUCUAGAGCAAAUGCAGUCCAUAAUAUUGAGGUGGAUCAAAAGGAGGACGAAUCAUAUAGCUCAGAGUCAGAAUCGGAAAACGUGAAUGCCAUAGGAGGCAAGUUCGAUAGAGACAGGAGAUACAGGGAUCAGCGGACAGGUGGUGUUAGUGGCAGAAGUCAGGAAGCAAAGAAUCGAGAAUCUUCCGGUUCGUCGCAACUACCGUUGUGCUGGAACUGCAGGAAAAACGGUCAUUUGUGGCGAAAUUGUCCAGAAGAAAAAAGGCUGUUCUGCUAUCUGUGUGGCGCGCAGGGUAAGACGGUAACAACUUGCGAAAACCAUGCUGGAGAUGGUAGAGCGCAGGCUAAGGAGAACUCGGGAAACUAA
Aedes albopictus (Asian tiger mosquito) is the source of this 2052-nucleotide messenger RNA. RefSeq lists its product as uncharacterized. Gene Ontology annotation, molecular function: zinc ion binding; nucleic acid binding. NCBI's taxonomy places the organism in Eukaryota, Metazoa, Arthropoda, Insecta, Diptera, Culicidae. The transcript has a single exon. The coding region runs from base 1 to 2052 and encodes 683 amino acids. The record is from RefSeq and is a predicted model, not a curated record.